Quercus robur (English oak) is the source of this 3628-nucleotide messenger RNA. Its product is annotated as kinesin-like protein KIN-14C. Gene Ontology annotation, molecular function: ATP binding; microtubule binding; microtubule motor activity. The transcript is spliced from 21 exons. The coding region runs from base 73 to 3321 and encodes 1082 amino acids. Gene Ontology annotation, biological process: microtubule-based movement. The record is from RefSeq and is a predicted model, not a curated record. Lineage: Eukaryota; Viridiplantae; Streptophyta; Magnoliopsida; Fagales; Fagaceae.
AGUGGAAAAUCAAAUUUUCCCUGUUUUCAUAAUCGAGCUCCGACUCUAGAUGCCCUGCUUAAGCAUCUCACCAUGAAAUCCACAUUGGAUCAGUCAACAAAAGAAAAUGAAGGGUUUAGCAGCUCAAAUGUAGCAGCUAAUGGGGAUAUUUCUGAACAAAUAGUAAAUAAUAAUGACGAGGGUGAAGCUAAGCAGCGAGCAAUAUUAUUGGAGUGGCUGAAUAAUACCCUCCCUGAUCUAAACUUACCACUAAAUGCUUCAGAUGAAGACUUGAGAAUGUGCUUGAUUGAUGGUACUAUUUUGUGUCGGAUCUUGAAUAUGCUGAGAAUUGGUUAUGUGAAUGAGGUAGGUGAUUCCAAUCAGUCAACAGUAUUGAGCACACAAAAAAUUAAAAGGUUUCUGGCAGCAAUGGGAAACUUGGGGAUUCCCAGCUUCAAGGAGUCAGACUUAGAGAAGGGCUCUAUGAAGAGUGUUAUUGAUUGCCUUUUAACACUUAGAGCACAAUAUAAGCCAACUAUCACUACAAAAUCUAAAUCUGGAAGCCCUCGUGGAAGUGGAUCUCCUCGUGGAAGUGGAUCUCCACGUGGACAAUUUCCUGCUUUGACUGGAGAAGAUAGAUUGAAGGCUGUCUCUGAGUCUAAACUUCAACGUACUUCGCGUAGUCCUAUCAUGUCAGAGCCAUUUGCUGCAACAGUACAUAGUAGUGGAGGACAUAAGUUCCAUGAAGUGUUUCAAGUCAAACCAGGACGAUAUGCAGACCUUCCUGCUGCAAAAAUUUCAGAGAUGAUGAAAUCAAACAGUCUAGAUAAUGCCCCAACUCAAUCACUUUUGAGCGUUGUGAAUGGAAUUCUGGAUGAAAGCGUUGAAAGAAAGAAUGGUGAAAUACCUUAUCGUGUGGCAUGCCUUUUGAGGAAAGUUGUGCAGGAGAUUGAGCGACGCAUAUCAACCCAAGCAGAACACUUAAGAACUCAAAAUAAUCUUUUUAAGACUCGUGAAGAGAAAUACCAGUCUAGGAUCAGAGUACUUGAAACCCUUGCAUCAGGGACUAGUGAAGAGAGCCAGAUUGUUAUGAACCAGCUUCAGCAUAUAAAGACAGAGAGGACCAAAAUGGAAGAAAAGAAGAAAUUUGAGGAGGAAGAUUUGGUUAAAUUGACGAAAGAGAAUGAGAACAACAAUCUUGAAAUUUCAACAUUGAAGCAAGAACUUGAAGUAGCCAAAAAGGCAUAUGAAUUGCACUGCUCGCAAAUGGACACACAAGCUAAGGAUGCUAAAACAACUCUUGAGGAGAGAUUAAAAGAACUUGAGCACCUUUUAGAAGAUUCUAAAAAUGAGAUGAAAAAGCUUGAGUCAUACUCUGAAUCAAAAUAUCAGAGAUGGAAUCAGAAAGAGCAAAUCUACCUAAGCAAUAUGGAAUUUCAGUUUGGUGCACUACAGGAAUUGAGGUUCGCUUUUACAUCCAUUAAACAAGAAAUUAUGAAAGCACAAAAGAGCUAUUCCGAGGAAUUUAAUCACCUGGGAGUAAAGCUCAAAGUAAUAGCAGAUGCGUCUGAAAACUAUAAUUCAGUUCUUGCUGAAAACAGGAAGUUGUUUAAUGAGAUUCAAGAAUUAAAAGGAAAUAUUAGAGUGUAUUGUCGGAUAAGGCCUUUUCUUCUUGGACAAAGAGAAAAACAGACGAUCGUAGAUUUUAUUGGUGAAGAUGGAGAGUUGGUUAUAGCAAAUCCCUCAAAGCCAGGGAAAGACAGCCAUCGAUUGUUUAAGUUUAAUAAGGUCUUUGGUCUGGCUGCAACUCAAGAGGAGAUAUUUUCUGACAUCCAACCUUUGAUACGAUCGGUACUUGAUGGCUUUAACGUAUGUAUAUUUGCUUAUGGUCAAACUGGUUCAGGAAAAACUUUCACAAUGACUGGCCCAACUGGAGCAACUAAAGAGAAUUGGGGGGUCAAUUAUCGAGCGCUAAAUGACCUUUUUGAUAUCUCUCAAAGUAGAAGAAGUGCCCUUACAUAUGAAAUGGGGGUUCAAAUGAUUGAGAUAUAUAAUGAACAAGUACGCGAUUUACUAUCAACUGAUAGUUCUCAAAAGAAACUUGGGAUUUUGACUCAAUUGCAACCCAAUGGGUUAGCUGUACCCGAUGCUAGCAUGCAACCUGUAAAUUCAACCUCUGAUGUAAUGGAAAUAAUGGAUGUGGGACUUAGGAACAGAGCUGUCGGUGCCACUGCCCUGAAUGAAAGAAGUAGCCGGUCUCACAGUGUUGUCACUGUUAAUGUUCGUGGGAAGGAUUUGAAGACUGGUGCUGCUUUGCUUGGUAAUCUUCAUUUGGUAGAUCUUGCAGGAAGUGAAAGGGUAGAUCGUUCUGAGGUAACUGGAGAUAGACUCAGGGAAGCACAACAUAUAAACAAAUCACUAUCCGCCCUUGGAGAUGUCAUUUUUGCUCUUGCUCAAAAGAGCCCUCAUGUACCUUACCGAAAUAGCAAGCUUACUCAAGUCCUACAAAGCGCUCUGGGUGGUCAAGCAAAAACUCUUAUGUUUGUGCAACUUAAUCCUGAUGUGAAUUCAUAUUCUGAAAGUCUAAGCACUUUGAAGUUUGCUGAGAGGGUUUCCGGAGUUGAGUUAGGUGCUGCACGGAGCAACAAAGAGGGUAGGGAUGUCAGGGAAUUAAUGGAACAGGUGGCUUCCCUCAAAAGCACUAUUGCUAAAAAGGAUGAGGAGAUUGAGCAGUUGCAAUUGCGUAAAGGUUUAAAAAGUGUGCAUCCUGGUUCCAAUGGUGAAAUGCGUGGGACAGCUAUGAGGUAUGCAUCUUCCUCUCCAAGAAGAGAAACUGUAGGUGGGACUACUCCGCCAAGCCAAAAGCCAUUGGGUGGGAAAGGACUUGCUAUGAAAUCAGCUUCUGAUCCAGACUUUUAUUCAGAACAAAGUGAUAAGCAUUCUGAAGAUGAUUUUCAGAAUUCAAUGGAUGACUUUAAAUACCAGAAUGAACUUGUCAGGCAAUCAAAGGUUGCCGGAGACACUGAGAUCAUAGGACUUGGAGAUGCAGAUUAUGAUGAGAGAUCAAGUGAAAUAUCUGAUGGUGGUCUUUCUAUGGGAACAGAUACUGAUGGAUCUGUUGAAAGUGCUUUUACAUCUGAAACCACAAAACGGUCAGAUAUUCCGGAGAAGCCUAAAUUAAAAAAAUUACCACCUAAAGUUUCUCGAGCCCCAUUGAAACCAGGGCGAACUGCAUCACCUACAACUUCAAAAUCAAAGCCCUCUCCAAAGAUGUCACCAAAUUUUAAAAAAACUGGCGACACUUCUGCACUCAAGCCUCCUAUUAUCAAACGAUGGGUGUAAAGUAGAAGGCAUACAUUACUUACACACAAAAGAAGAAGUAAAAAUUAUCCACAUAAUUUUGUACAUUCUGUUCAAUAAUUUUGCAUUGCCACGUAAGUUUUGUAAUUAGGAUUCCUCGAAGGCUUGUCUCUCCUAGUCAUUUUUCAUUACAACAUAUCUGGUUCACAUAAUGGGCAAUCUUGUAUAUUGAAAACUGAAAAGUAGCAAAGUUUUUUUUUUUUUUUUUUUUGGAGAGAAGCAAAGUUUGUAUUUAUACCAAUCAUAUUUUCUCUUGACAUCAAACUUACAUCACUCACCUCUUGGAGUA